Messenger RNA from Staurois parvus, 6490 nucleotides. The record is from the annotation of a GenBank genome assembly. Lineage: Eukaryota; Metazoa; Chordata; Amphibia; Anura; Ranidae.
AUGAGUUCAUGCUUUGUGCCGAACGGGGCCAGUCUGGAGGAUUGCCACUCCAACCUCUUCUGUCUGGCUGACCUAACAGGGAUCAAAUGGAAGCAGUACGUAUGGCAAGGCCCCACUUCUGCUCCAAUCCUCUUUCCAGUGACAGAAGAGGAUCCCAUAUUGAGCAGUUUCAGUCGAUGUCUGAAGGCUGAUGUGCUAAGCGUAUGGCGACGAGAUCAACGCCCUGGACGUAGAGAGCUUUGGAUAUUUUGGUGGGGAGAUGACCCAAACUUUGCUGAUCUUAUCCAUCAUGACUUGACAGUGGAGGAAGAUGGAAUUUGGGAAAAUGGUCUUUCCUAUGAUUGUCGUACUCUGCUAUUCAAGGCUAUCCACAAUUUGCUGGAGAGAUGUUUAAAUAACCGUAACUUUGUGCGGAUUGGGAAAUGGUUUGUGAAGCCAUAUGAAAAAGAUGAAAAACCCGUUAAUAAAAGUGAACACCUAUCUUGCUCUUUUACAUUCUUUCUUCAUGGUGACAGCAAUGUUUGCACAAGUGUGGAAAUUAACCAACACCAGCCAGUAUACAUUCUCAGCGAGGAGCACCUUACUCUUGCCCAGCAGUCUAGUAGCCCAUUUCAAGUUAUCCUGAGCCCUUUUGGAUUAAAUGGCACCCUCACGGGGCAGUCGUUCAAGAUGUCUGAUUCCUCUACUAAGAAAUUAAUUGGUGAAUGGAAGCAGUUUUACCCCAUCUCAUCCAGUGUGAAAGAGUGCCCAGAGGAGAAGCAGGAGGAAAUGGAUUGGGAAGACGAUUCACUGGCAGCUGUUGAAGUAUUAGUUGCUGGUGUUCGAAUGGUCUAUCCAGCUUGCUUUGUGCUAGUCCCUCAGUCCGACAUCCCUACAGUUAGCCCCGCUGGGUCCACUCACUGUACAAACACCUGUUUAGGUGCUCAAGUGCCUGCUUCCUCUAGAGAUCCAGUCAUGUCUUCAGUAACGCUGACCCCACCAACAUCCCCAGAGGAAGUUCAGACAGUUGAUGUGCAUACGGCGCAGAAGUGGAUGAAGUUUCCAUCGGUGUCAGAUUGUUUUAAUUCUGAUAGUACUAGUCAUCAUGGUGGAAAAAUACCAAGAAAAUUGGCUAACCAGGUUGUAGAUAGAGUUUGGCAAGAGUGCAACAUGAACAGGUCGCUAAACAAAAGGAAGUUUUCGGCUACGUCUAAUGGAGUGUGUGAAGAAGAGACAUCUGACAAAAUUCCAUCCUGGGAUUUUGUGGAAGCUACACAACGAACAACAUGUACCUGUUCAAGGCACAAAAAACCUUAAACAGAGAAAUUCAGGUCAACAAGGGCAGGUGCCUCCUGCAGGGCCCCAGCAGCAAGCAGCCCAAAAGCACAAGACUAAUGAAAAGCAGGAAAAGGGUGACAAGCCUCAGAAGCGUCCACUGACUCCUUUCCAUCAUCGAGUACCUCUUUUUGAUGAUGUUGGUAUGGAAACAGACACUGCAAACCAGAGACUUGGCAUUCGCUCCCAAGACAGUAGAGGACGUUUCUCAAACAUUCGACCCAACGAUGUAGCAAAAACGCCACAGUUGCAUGGCAAUGAAAUGAACAGCUCACCCCCACCUCCUCCUUUAAGUCCACACCCUUGUGAGGGUCUUGAUGAUGCAGGGGAACCUAUUAAAAACCCAUCUACUCCUCAGAGUCAACAUUUUUAUCAAAUGCCAACACCAGAUCCACUAAACCCAGCAAAAGCAAUAGAUGAAAGAUUAGAUGGAUUAUCCCAAACCUUUGCUGCAGCAUUCACUGAAGUCCUAGAGCCAACGGUGUAUGUUGGCACUGCAGUUCAUCUAGAGGAACAAGAAGCAGACAAUACCUGGAUGUAUUACAAACUCCCAAAGAGAAAAGAGUCAGAGUUUCUUCCUCCACCACUUCCGAGUGAUAAGCUGAAAGAUGAUGCUUUUGGUCUUUCUGGAAAGGAAAACAUUACUUCGGUCACAGAAUUAAUGGUGCACUGUAAAAGAACACUGAAGAUUUCAGAGGAUUUGCUCCAAAAGUAUCAAAGUAAAAACCAAUAUAUACCAACAACGGUGUUAGACAGUGAGCAAGAACCUGAUCCCUAUGCAUUUGUGGAUGGCGAUGUGGAGUUUGUCUUUGAUGCUAAAAAGGAAAGGCAGACAAGUGAAAGAGAAGCGGGGAAAAAACACAAGGCUGAUGACAACAUGUCAAAUGUUGCAGUGUUACCGCAAGUUGAAGACGCUAUGUCAUUAUUUAGCCCAGCAGUUAAACAAGAGUCUCAGCGACCAUCUGCUCAUGCCAGAACAGCAUCCACUAGUCUCUUUCAUGAAACUGACCUUGUUGUUUCUUAUACUGAUCUGGAUAACCUUUUCAAUUCUGAUGAAGAUGAGCUUACGCCGGGAUUAAAAAGGACCCAGAAUACUGAUGACAAGAACAGCAGCAAGGACUCCAAAUCUGUAAACCUAGACCCUCUGUCUUGCAUAAGUACAGCUGAUCUUCAUAAAAUGUAUCCCACUCCACCAUCUUUGGAGCAACACUUUAUGGGCUUCUCUCCUAUGAACAUGAACAGCAAAGAAUAUAACAACAUGGACUCCACACCAGGAGCAACAACACUUGAUGGAAUAACUGCUCAAUUUAAAAUAGAAGUUGAAGAGGGAUUCUGCAGCCCCAAGCACACUGAAAUUAAGGAUUUCUCCUUUGUAUACAGGCCAGAGACAUGUCAAGUGAUGGUGGGGUGUUCCAUGUUUGCCCCUUUAAAGACUCUUCCUAGCCAGUGUUUGACACCCAUCAAGCUGCCAGAUGAGUGCAUUUACCGUCCCAGUUGGACUGUUGGAAAGUUAGAUCUUCUUCCUCCUGUAGCUGCAAUGCCCUUCAUUAAAGAUGGGAAUAUUUCUAGUGUCAGCAGUGCAAUCGAUCAAGAAUAUGUACAGACUUACACACCACAGACCCAUACACCAUUUGGAAUGUCCAAUAGUGCCCCACCAAGCAAUGGUGGGGCAGGUAUCCUUCCUUCUCCUGCUACACCUCGCUUUUCUGCUCCAACUCCAAGGACUCCACGAACACCACGUACUCCAAGAGCAGGUGGUGGUCCAGCCAGUGUUCAGGGAUCAGUCAAAUAUGAAAAUUCUGAUUUGUAUUCUCCAGCCUCAACACCAUCAACUUGCAGACCAUUGAACUCUGUAGAGCCUGCCACUGUACCAUCAAUCCCAGAGGCCCACAGCCUUUACGUUAACCUCAUUCUUUCAGAGUCUGUGAUGAAUCUGUUUAAGGAUUGCAAUUUUGAUAGCUGCUGUAUCUGUGUUUGCAAUAUGAACAUUAAAGGAGCAGACGUUGGAGUGUAUAUCCCUGAUCCUGCCCAGGAAGUACAGUAUCGCUGUACAUGUGGCUUCAGUGCGGUAAUGAAUCGUAAAUUUGGCAACGGUUCAGGCUUGUUUUUGGAGGAUGAGCUUGAUAUAAUCGGGCGACACACGGACUGUGGUAAGGAAGUGGAGAAGCGUUUUGAGGCCCUAAGAACUGCGGGAACAGAUAACACUGGGCUACGGGAUCCUGAGAAAAUGCCCGAUGAGUUGAUACUACUUCUCCAUGAUCAAUGCACUAAUUUAUUCUCUCCAUUUGGAAUAAUGGAUCAAGAGCCAGUAACCAAAACCAGCAUUGUGAGCUACACAUCACGUGUGGAAGAACAGGACUGUUGCAAUGAUUGCUACUUGGCACUGGAGCAUGGACGACAGUUCAUGGACAACAUGUCAGGAGGCAGAGUUGAUGAAGCACUUGUUAGAAGUUCUUGCUUACAUAGCUGGUCUAAAAGGAAUGCGAUCGACUCAAGCAAACAGUGUUCCCAAGACAUCCUGCGUAUGCUUCUUUCAUUGCAACCUGUUCUGCAGGACGCAGUUCAGAAAAAGCGGACUGUGCGAUCUUGGGGAGUGCAAGGGCCUUUAACAUGGCAACAGUUUCACAAAAUGGCUGGCCGUGGGUCAUAUGGAACGGAUGAAUCCCCAGAACCACUGCCAAUUCCUACAUUUCUGGUAGGGUAUGACUAUGAUUUUCUGGUGCUUUUCUCCAUUUGCUUUGCCUUACUGGGAAAGACUCAUGCUGGAGCCAUAUGGUUCUCAACGAGAUAUUGCUUAUGUAGUGGUGUGCCCAGAAAACGAGGCUCUCUUAAAUGGCGCCAAAAGCUUUUUUCGGGAUCUCACUGCAAUGUACGAGUCUUGUAGGCUUGGACAGCAUCGUGCAAUUUCCAAACAACUAACAGAUGGCAUUAUGCGAGUUGGGGCCAAUGCAGCAAAAAAUGUUUCAGAAAAGUCAGUUACAGAAUGGUUUUCUCAGGCAGCUAAUGGCAACAAUGAAGCAUUCACCAAACUGCGACUGUAUGCUCAAGUGUGCAAAUAUGAACUAGGUCCAUACCUUGCCUCUCAACCACUGGACAACUCUUUACUCUGCCAACCCAACCAUGCACCCUCUAUUACCCAGGCAGCAUCCUCACAGCCAACCCCACCAGUGAGCACUGGUAACCCAAGCACUCCUUCCUCCUUGACCCCUGCUCCAACAACUAACUCAGCAGCAGCAACGCCAAACAAUAGUACUUUUUGCCUUCUGCACCUGCAACAGGCCUCCCUGCUCCUACUACUGUGGCUAAUUCCAUAACUGGAAACAAAAGCAGCAGCUUUCCUCCCUAUGGGAGCCUGAAUAACAACAGCAGUUCAAUCCCAGCACCGGUUACCUCUGCUCAGAACAAUCAAGCAGGGCAGCAGCCACAGAGCAUGCAACAAACCACUGGAGUGACAAGUGAACAGGCUGCAGCUGCUGCUGCUGCAGCUGCAACUGAGGUAACAGAAAGUACUAUGGACCGUGAUAAAGUUGGCGUUCCAACAGAUGGGGAAUCUCACGCUAUCACCUAUCCACCAGCCAUUGUGGUGUAUAUUGUUGAUCCUUUUAAUUAUGAAAAUAAUGAGGAGGGCUCAGGUUCAUCUAGUGUCUGGACUUUAGGGCUUCUCCGCUGCUUUCUGGAAUUAUUGAACACUCUACCACCACACCUUCGCAAUACAGUCUCUGUCCAGAUUGUUCCAUGUGAGUAUCUCCUGCAACCAGUAAGGCACGAAGACCGUCAGAAUUACACCCAGCAUUUAAAGUCACUAGCAUUCUCAGUGUUUACACAGUGCCGAAGACCACUUCCAUACUCAACAAAUGUGAAAACGCUAACGGGAUUUGGGCCAGGGCUUGCCAUUGAAAAUUCCCUGAAGAGUCCAGAAAGACCAGACUGCAUUCGACUCUACACACCACCUUUUAUUCUGGCACCAGUUAAAGACAAGCAGACAGAACUCGGUGAAACAUUUGGAGAGGCUGGUCAAAAAUAUAAUGUUCUUUUUCUGGGAUACUGCUUAUCUCAUGAUCAGAAAUGGCUUUUGGCAUCUUGUACUGACCUCUAUGGAGAGCUGUUGGAAACAUGUAUCAUAAAUAUCGAUGUGCAAAAUCGUGCUAGGAGGAAAAAGGGCUCUGCUCGUCGCAGUGGCCUUCAGAAAUUAUGGGAAUGGUGUCAAGGACUUGUACAAAUGAGUUCUUUGCCAUGGAGGGUAGUCAUUGGUCGCUUGGGAAGGAUAGGUCAUGGAGAGCUAAAAGAUUGGAGUUGUUUGCUGAGUCGUCGUAAUCUUCAGUCGCUAAGCAAGAGGUUGAAGGAUACAUGCAGGAUGUGUGGUAUUUCAGCAGCAGACUCUCCCAGCAUACUAAGUGCUUGUUUGGUGGCAAUGGAACCACAGGGGUCAUUUGUGAUCAUGCCAGAUUCUGUAUCAACAGGUUCUGUGUUUGGUCGGAGCACCACACUCACGAUGACUUCUCAACUUAAUACCCCCCAAGAUACAUCAUGCACACAUAUCUUAGUUUUCCCCACAUCUGCAUUUGUGCAAGUAGCAUCAGCAAGCAACACAAAUGAGAACCUUUUCAGUUCAAAUAAUGAUGGAACAGAUGGCAUGGGAAUUUUUGAUGUGCUAGAGACGCCUGAUGACUUGGAUCCAGAUAUUAUUAACAUAUUUCCUGCAUCACCCAGUGGCUCUCCAAUCCACUCACCUGGAUCCCAUUAUCCUCAUGGAGGCGAUGUUGGCAAGGGUCAAGGUACUGAUCGACUGCUGUCCACGGAAUCCCAUGAUGAAGUGACUAACAUUUUGCAGCAACCCUUGGCACUUGGUUACUUUGUUUCAACUGCCAAAGCUGGUCCUCUACCGGACUGGUUUUGGUCGUCAUGUCCUCAAGCACAAAAUCAGUGCCCUCUGUUUCUUAAGGCCUCUCUGCACCUCCAUGUGCCUUCAGUGCAAUCAGAUGAGUUGCUACACAGCAAACACUCGCAUCCGCUAGAUUCAAAUCAGACUUCAGAUGUCCUCAGGUUUGUUCUGGAACAGUAUAAUGCCCUCUCCUGGCUAACCUGUGAUCCUGCAACUCAAGACAGACGUUCGUGUCUGCCAGUUCAUUUUGUGGUGCUGAACCAGUUGUAUAACAUUAUCAUGAAUAUGCUGUGA